AUGGCGAUCCACGAUAAGUAUGUUUUGGGGAGAGAUAAGGUGGAGUCGAAACGUCUCGAUUCUCAGCACCGGCUGCUGGUCAAAGUAUCCGGAAAUACACUCAUCCAUCCCACCCUACCAACAGAACAGAUCCGGUCUGUUGCGGACAUAGCUACCGGGACUGGAAUCUGGCUAGAAGACGUAACACAAUUCUUGGAAAGACCUCACAUCGAGCGCUACUAUCAAGGGUUUGAUAUCUCGUCGGAACAAUUCCCUAGCAAUCCGGGACCAAUCCAGCUGUCCGUUCACGAUGUGACGACACCGUUUCCCAAAGAGCACUGGAACCGGUACGAUUUGGUACAUGUGCGGUUACUGGUUGCUGCGCUCGAGGAGUCCGAUUACCGUGCCGCAAUCACCAAUAUCUACAAUAUCUUAAAACCCGGCGGAUACCUCCAAUGGGAAGAAAUCGACGAAGAAACAUACCUGUCAGCCAACCCCGUGAUCCAGGAACUCCGCCGAUGUUUCGACUACGGGUUCCGAGCCGAAGGAAAAUGUUUCCAGGCAUCUGCCAAGGUGUACAAGGAAAGCCAAAUCGUGGGAUUCGUGGACGUCGAGAGACUCGCGUACGAGUCGCAUCAGAAUCCGGACCUUCGUCUCGGCACGGAUAAACGACUCGCUGCAAUUAUUCGGACGCUGUAUCCGCGUCUUUUGUGGAGGAGUGGGCAGGUGAUUGGGGAGGAGGCUGCGAUGCAGAGGGCGGAGGCGCUCGUUGAGGAGCAUUUCGCUCUUUGUGAGAAGGGUCAGUCGCCGUCGUUGACGUUGAUGAGGGUUGUGGGGAGGAAGCCGGAUGGGGUGGAUUUGUGA
This is a messenger RNA of Aspergillus ibericus CBS 121593, 843 nucleotides long. RefSeq names its product class I SAM-dependent methyltransferase. The record is from RefSeq and is a predicted model, not a curated record. The transcript has 4 exons. NCBI's taxonomy places the organism in Eukaryota, Fungi, Ascomycota, Eurotiomycetes, Eurotiales, Aspergillaceae. Bases 1 to 843 code for a protein of 280 amino acids.